This is a messenger RNA of Anopheles coluzzii, 2125 nucleotides long. RefSeq lists its product as uncharacterized. The record is from RefSeq and is a predicted model, not a curated record. NCBI's taxonomy places the organism in Eukaryota, Metazoa, Arthropoda, Insecta, Diptera, Culicidae. The transcript has 6 exons. The coding region runs from base 241 to 1389 and encodes 382 amino acids. Gene Ontology annotation, molecular function: serine hydrolase activity.
ACUGUGCACUGUGCUGUGUUUUGCGUUCGGGGGACUGUGUGAUGAGCACGGUACGGGGCAGCCUGUGAAUUCUGUGUUAAAUAACGUGCAAGGCAACAUCGUUCCGUUGGUGGCCGAGCUGCUGCUUUGGUGCUGCUGCCCCAGUCUUACCGUACCGUGUACCGGGUGUCCUCCGCGCGUGUGUCCAACCUUAGCUCAGUGAAUCGCGAUUUCACCCACCCUUAAACUUCUGUGCGCGAGAUGGCAAUCCGAUCCCUACGGUAUGUGGCCAGCGUCGGUGCGAACGUGCCGAAACCUGUGGCCUGCAUCGGUGGUGCGUUGCAGCAGCAGCAGCCGCCAUUCAUCGGACACAUUGCACGAGUUGGAGCAGGAGCACCCAGCACCAGUGCCGCUGCCAGCUGGUCCGCGUCCGGAACGAGCGUACGGUUCUUCAGCGCACUGCACCACCACCCGUCGGCCCAGGGCAGCGACCGACGGUUCGAUCGGAUCGUGGCAGAACGUAACCUCUGUGCCCCGAAAGUGCACACGAUGGUAAACGCUCGCACGGUGGCGACGCAGGAAAUUAGCCGCAGCAUUCAACUGUUCACCGACAAGCCGAGAAAUGUGGAAAAGGAUCAGCAAACCCUAAGGCUGAAGCAACAGUGUGACCGGCCGGCGGUACUGAUCAUCUCCUGGCUGAAUGCGCGCCAGAAGCAUCUGGCCAAGUACGCCCAGCUGUACAUCGACCAAGGGUUCGACGUGUUCUGCACGCACAUCACGCCCUGGCAGCUGCUGUGGCCCGUCAAGGGAACGCAGUUGGUAGCGGCCGAGAUUGUCAAGUUUCUCAAAAACAACGACUUCAAGCACGGACUGGUGCUGCACGGCUUUUCCGUCGGCGGGUACCUGUGGGGCGAGUGUUUGGUGCACAUUGCGCGCGAUCUGCCCAACUACCAGGUGGUGCUGGAUCGCGUCAUCGGGCAGGUGUGGGACAGUGCGGCCGACAUUACGGAGAUAUCGGUCGGCGUGCCGAAGGCACUGUUCCCCAAGAAUCCAACCCUGCAGAGUGCGUUGAAAAAGUACAUGCUGUACCACAUGAAGGCUUUCCACGAGCCGGCCACAUCGCACUACAUCCGCUCGAGCCAGAUGUUCCACACGAAUCUGCUGCGCUGUCCGGCCCUGUUUCUGAUUUCGAAAACCGACCCCGUCGGUACGGUGGAGGCCAACACGCGCGUGAAGGACAGCUGGGAGCAGAGCGGCGUGAAGACGACGGUCAAGUGUUGGGAUCGUUCGCCGCACGUCGGCCACUUCAUGAAGCAUCGGGACGAGUACGUCGAUGUGCUGUUCCACCAUCUGCGGCAGCUGAAUCUACCGAGCCUGAAGCAGGAUGCGCUACUGCGGGCCAAACUGUAAAUGCCCACACGCACACGCGACGCCCUGUGAUACUUACGACGCGACGUGUGUUGGAGGGGGGGGGGGAGAUGUUCGGCUCGUCUCGUACCGCCGCGCCCGGUGUGUUGAUGUGCGGUGUGGCCCCAAAAGGCCGACCAAAAACCAGUCGCAAGCUGGUCGGAACAAAACAAAACAUACACACCUAAAAAGCGGCAGAAGGCCAAACGGGAUGUUGCUGAAACGAUGCAAACAAUUAUAUGAAAUUUAUUAGGCACAUUUUCUGUCGAGGUGGGAAAACAAGCAUUAUAUAUGGGAUAUUUUAAGGAAACAGAUUCAAAGUAGGUGUGCACCACUUCUCUCCCAAACACACCCCCAAUCAACCUUUACAAACACAUCCACACACACACACAUACUAUUUUUUACUACUGUCGAGCGCUAUUACGGUUGUAUCAUCACACGUACGACACGUGAUAAAUGCUAAUAAUUGUAUUUUUUUCAUGUUUUUUAUCUUUCUUUUAUAAUCAAUAAUCUACUCGUUUUUUUAUAGGUUAAAUACUACAGCUUUCCAUGAUGGGAAAUCAUUAGAAACAUUUACUUUCCACCAAUUCCCGAGUACAAUACGGAAUGGUUUUCCGUUUUCGAAUAUCCACAUUACACAACCGGACAUCCUUGUUUACCGGUAUUAAGCCCUUGAACCCGCAAUAUAUUAAUGAAAUAAUCCAAAUAAAGGUGUGAAGUGUAGACAUCAAACAGCAAA